AAAGUGAUGGAAAAGUUGCCCUGAUCGGAUCGGAUCGGAUCGGAUCGUGCGCAUGUGUGUGCGCGCGCGGAUCGUCUCCUCUGGUGGACGAGCGAGGACAGGAGGACGAAACUUUCCGAGCUCGAGUGACGGAUUCCAAACUGGACUGAGAGAAUAAUGUGACUGCACGGACGGAGCUUUUACGCGUGGACUCCCGCUGCUGCUGCCGCUGCCGUCGUCGCUGGACUCACUUUUGAGUUCAACUUUUCCGUUUGCAGUGGAUUUAUCCUUCAUCCUGGUUUUUGUUUUGUUUUGUUUGGGUUUUUUUUAUGUUUUUUUGUUGUUUUUGCACAAAGGAACUAAGUGAUUUGAAUGUGGCUGGUUGUUGCCCGAGCGCAGUAACGGGAUGAAUCCAAAGAAAGGAUAGAGCUCCGCUCCGUCUCUGCGCACUUACUCUCUCAUCUGAUCCACACACACACAACAUGUGCUGAGAAUUUGCGCUGUUUUUGGAGCUAUUUUGUGUUCUUUUUUUUUUUUUUGGACCGAGAUGCCAAAAACCUGCUGGUGAUAAACUGCUUCUGGGCUGCGUGUGUGUGUGUGUGUGUGUGUAAUCUCCCCCCCAAAACCCACAACCAAAAUCAAACCUGGGUUGUUUCAUUUUCAAACUCUGGAUUCUGAAAUUUGGCGUUUCCAGCUUGACAUGAAGGAGUGGAUGUCUAAAUUGCUUUUUGAAUAAUUUGGAUUACCCUAGGACUUUGCCCCCUAGGAGAGACAUUGAAUGAUGUCUCCAACUUUUAUCGGAUUUGUAUUUCUGUUAGGAAUUCUCCAUGUGUGCUCGGGAUCCCGUCUGCGCCAAGAGGACACCCCGCCCCGGAUUGUGGAGCACCCCUCUGACCUGAUUGUAUCCAAAGGGGAGCCGGCCACCCUCAACUGUAAAGCAGAGGGACGGCCGACCCCGACAGUGGAGUGGUACAAGGACGGAGAGCGCGUGGAGACGGACAGAGAUGACUCGCGCUCUCACCGCAUGCUGCUGCCCAGCGGCUCGCUUUUCUUCUUGCGCAUUGUCCACGGACGGCGGAGCAAACCGGACGAGGGCUCCUACGUCUGCGUCGCCCGCAACUACCUGGGCGAGGCGGUGAGCCACAACGCCUCGCUGGAAGUAGCCAUUCUUCGUGACGACUUCAGACAAAACCCUGCAGAUGUGAUCGUGGCCGCAGGAGAACCGGCCGUCCUGGAGUGUCAGCCUCCGCGCGGACACCCCGAGCCCACCAUAUCGUGGAGAAAAGAUGGCGUGAACAUCGACGACCGAGACGAGAGGAUCACUAUACGUGGAGGGAAGCUGAUGAUCACCAACGCUCGGAAAAGUGAUGCGGGGAAGUACGUGUGUGUCGGCACAAACAUGGUCGGAGAACGAGAGAGCGAAAUCGCUGAGCUUACAGUGCUGGAACGUCCCAGUUUUGUGCGUCGCCCAAGCAGCCAAGUGGUGUUGGUGCAACAGAGUGUGGAGUUCAGAUGUGAGGCUCGCGGUGAUCCGGUUCCCACAGUACGCUGGAGGAAAGACGACGGUGACCUGCCCAAAGGAAGAUUCGAGAUCCGCGAGGACCACACCCUGAAGAUCCACCGUCUGAUCUCGGCCGACGUCGGCUCCUACACCUGCGUGGCGGAGAACUUGGUGGGCAAGGCGGAGGCGUCGGCCACGCUCACCGUCCACGUCGUGUCUGUGCCCCCGGCGUUUGUGGUGAGACCGAGGAACCAGGUGGUUGGAGUUGGCAGAACUGUCACUUUCCAAUGCGAGGCCACUGGAAACCCACAGCCAGCCAUUUUCUGGCAGCGGGAAGGCAGUCAGAACCUGCUCUUCUCCUAUCAGCCCCCUCAACCGUCCAGCCGAUUUUCUGUGUCUCAGUCGGGGGACCUGACUAUCACUGAUGCUGAACGCUCAGACGUGGGAUACUACAGCUGCCAGGCCCUGAACAUCGCCGGCAGUGUGAUCACCAAGGCUCUGCUUGAGGUCACUGAUGUUGUGUCGGACCGCCCGCCGCCAGUUAUCCGACAAGGUCCGUCCAAUCAGACAGUGGCUGUGGACGGCACAGUGGUCCUCAGCUGCAUGGCAUCGAGUAACCCCACCCCGACCAUCCUGUGGAGAAAGGACGGCGUACUGGUGUCCACACACGACUCCAGGGUCAAACAGCUGGACACGGGCGCACUACAGAUACGCUAUGCAAAGCUGGGCGACACUGGAACCUACACUUGCAUCGCCUCCACGCCCAGUGGAGAGGCCUCAUGGAAAGCCUAUUUAGAGGUUCAAGAGUUUGGAGUCCCUGUCCAACCAAACAGACCUACAGAUCCAAACCUGAUCCCAAGUGCUCCUUCAAAACCUGAGGUCACUGACGUUACCCGCACCUCCGUCACCCUUUCCUGGAAGCCUAACCUUAAUUCUGGAGCCACACCCACCUCCUAUAUAAUUGAGGCCUUCAGUCAUGCAUCAGGGAGCAGCUGGCAGACCUUGGCAGAACAUGUGAAAACUGAGUCAUUUGUACUAAAGGGCUUGAAACCCAGCGCAGUCUACCUCUUCUUAGUACGGGCAGCCAAUGCCUAUGGGCUGAGUGAUCCCAGUCCCAUCUCUGAUGCUGUGAAAACACAAGAUAUCCCUCCCACCAGUCAGGGUGUGGACCACCGUCAGAUCCAAAGGGAGUUGGGAGAAGUGGUGAUCCACCUGCACAACCCCACCAUCCUCUCCUCCUCCUCUGUGCGGGUGCAGUGGACAGUGGAGCAGCAGUCACAGUACAUGCAGGGCUACAAGGUGAUGUACAGGCCUUCACAGGAGGGGUCGCAGCGAAGCGACUGGGCCGUGUUCGAGGUGCGAACCCCCGGGGAGGACAGCGCCGUCGUGCCGCAGCUUCGGAAAGGAGUAACAUACGAAUUCAAAGUCCGCCCCUUCUUCAAUGAAUUCCAGGGAACCGACAGCGAUGUCAAAAUUGGCAAGACGCUGGAGGAAGCCCCCAGUGCCCCGCCUCGCGAGGUUACAGUGACGGAGAGUGGGGACAAUGGGACUGCGAUCGUGGUCUCCUGGCAACCCCCUCCAGAAGAGGAACAGAAUGGGGUGGUCCAGGAGUACAAGAUCUGGUGUUUGGGGAACGAGAGCAGGUACCACAUCAACCGCACCGUCGACGGCGCAACCUUAUCCGUGCUGAUCCCCAGUCUGACCCCGGGGGUCCGAUACAGCGUGGAGGUGGCAGCAAGCACCAUAGUGGGACCUGGCGUUAAGAGCGACAUCACCUUCUUCCAGCUCGAUGCCUCUGGACGCAUGACGGAGACGGUGGCCUCAGAGAACCCUCUGUCCCAGCAGAUCUCGGACGUGGUGAAGCAGCCGGCCUUCAUCGCGGGGAUAGGAGCGGCGUGCUGGAUCAUCCUCAUGGUCUUCAGUAUCUGGUUGUACAGACACAAAAAGAAGAGGAACGGCCUCUCCAGCAGCUAUGCAGGCAUACGCAAAGUGCCGUCCUUUACUUUCACACCGACAGUGGCAUAUCAGAGAGGUGGAGAGGGUGUGUCCAGUGCUGGCAGGCCUGGCUUGUUGAACAUCGGGGAGUCUGCGACUCAGCCCUGGCUGGCUGACACGUGGCCCAACUCCUGCUCCAACCACAACGACUGCAGCAUCAACUGCUGCACCGCUGGCAACGGCAACAGCGACAGUAACUUGGCAACGUACAGCCGACCAGCCGACUGCAUCGCCAAUUAUAACAACCAGAUGGAAAACAAGCAGACCAAUCUCAUGGUGCCAGAGUCGGGAGUGUACGGCGACGUAGACCUGUCCAACAAGAUCAAUGAGAUGAAGACCUUCAACAGCCCCAAUCUGAAAGACGGACGCUUUGUGGGUCCGGGGGGCCAGCCCACGCCGUACGCCACCACGCAGCUCAUCCAGUCUUCCAUCAUGGGCAACAAUAUAAACGCAGACAGAGGGACUGGAGGUAGCGGAGGUGGCCCCGGGGGUGGAGGGGAGUUGAAUGAGAAACACUGCUGGAAGCCGUCUUCCAUCCAGCAGCAGAAACAGGAAAUGGGCUCCCAGCUGCAGUACAUCAUCAUGGAACAAAACAAGCUGAACAAGGAUCGCUGCAGAGGAGGCGACAGUCCUAUGCCAGCCACCAUCCCCUACAACCAGACCCACGACAGCCACACUGGAGGCUCCUACAACAGUUCGGAUCGAGGCAGCAGCAGCACAUCCGGGAGUCAGGGCCAUAAGAAGGGAAUGCGCACCCCCAAACUACCCAAACAGAGCACAAUGAACUGGGCUGACCUGCUGCCCCCUCCCCCUGCAAACCCACCCCCAAGUCGGACCGUAGAGGAGUAUACUCAUUCAAUGGAAGAAAGCUGUGACCCAGACACGCAGUCCUCCAUGCCCCCCUCGUACAUGUACCUGCAGCCUGAUGAGCUGGAGGAGGAAGAGGAGAUGGAGAGGGGGCCCACUCCUCCCGUACGGGGAGCGGCGUCCUCCCCCGCUGCUGUAUCUUACAGUCACCAGUCCACAGCCACUCUCACGCCCUCGCCCCAAGAAGAGAUGCAGCCCAUGCUCCAGGAUGCACCUGAUAGCCAUGAACGCAGGCGCCAUGUUGUGAGCCCCCCUCCCCCUCCCAGACCCCACUCUCCCUCACACACAUAUGGGUACAUCAACAGCCCACUGGCCUUGGACACUGACGGCAUGGAGGAGGACGACAUACUCGAGGAGGAAGAGGAGGGCGACGAGACAGAUACCGAGGUGGCCAAGAUGCACUACCACCACACCCACCCCCACACACACCCCCACCACGCCCAGAUGCAUCCCCGGAGGUUGCUGCUACGAGGGCUCGAGCAGACGCCCGCGUCCAGCGUGGGCGACCUGGAGAGUUCGGUGACGGGCUCCAUGAUCAACGGGUGGGGCUCGGCUUCUGAAGAGGAUAAUGUCUCUUCAGGGAGGUCCAGCGCGGUCAGCUCUUCGGACGGAUCCUUCUUCACCGACGCCGACUUUGCUCAGGCGGUCGCCGCAGCUGCAGAGUAUUCAGGCCUCCGAGUGGCCAAGUACCCCCACACGCAGGGCCAUGAAGUCGGAGGAGCUUCAGCAAGAAAAUACCAAAUAAACCCAGCAGGCCACCGGCCUGGAAGUCCGGUGUCUACAGAUAGUAACAUGAGUAUGGCAGCCGUACAUAGGAGGCCUCCUAAAAAGCAGAAACAGCAUCCUGCAGGUCAUCCAGGCGUCCAGCGGCGUGAUCCGUAUAAUGAAGAUCUCCCUCCUCCACCCAUCCCACCUCCGGCGGUGCUCAAGUCUCCGACGCAUCCCUCCAAGGCAACACUGGAGGGCCGAGGAGUGAUUUCCCCCAAAGCAGGCGAGGUGCGGGACAGGAGGGGAGGAACGGGAGGCUACAAGCCCCGAGACGGCUCGGACCACAGGACCAGCUCAUCUGAACGCAAAGACGCUCAGGAGAGACAAAAGCCUGGAGAGAAAGGGAAUAGACAUGAGGGUAGCACUGCCAACAAGGCACGCAGCCAGCAUGCAGGUUCAGAAGAUAUUCUGCCCUACAGCCGACCACAGUUCCCCACAGUCAACAGCCCCCGAGAUCCAAGCUCCUCCAGCUCCAUGUCUUCUCGGGGUUCAGGGGGCCGGCGGAGAGGAGAAGGAGGCCGCCGGAACCUUGCAGACAUGGGCCACAUCACCACGGGGGCCUUACAACCAGGAGAUGAAGAGCUAGAGAUGGUAGAAAGCUGAAGAAAGGAGGAGUCACAGGAGGAACUGUCCUGAUUUUUCCCCUCCCAUUGUUUCUCUUACAAUUUUAAAUAUCUCAGUAUUUCACAAUCAUGUUGGCUGCCAUCAUACGAUAUGUUAGUCGUGUUUCUUUACACCUGGAAAACAGAACAAUGUUUUUUUGUUUGUUUGUUUGUUUGUUUUUUUUUCUAACUGUUCAUUUUCUAUGUCCAUUUGACAAAAACAUAAAAAAAGAAAGAAAACAGGAAAGCGUGUCUGAAGAUUUAAAAAGAUGGUGCAUUCAAAACAAAGUACGCCGUAGUAUAUUUAUGUUUAAUUCCAAUGCAAUAUGGAGUGAGAUCUUCCUCCAGACAUUGACGUGACUCAGCUUGCCUUGACGAGAACGUUGGAGAGUCCGGUACAGUCAGACGUUGCUGUAAUGACAGAGCGAGCAGAGGUGGGACUGUAAAUAUACGUGUAAACAUGAUGUCCUUGUUUUUACCCAUCGUGGUUCCUUGAAUUUGUCUUUGUUUGUUUUUUUUUUGUUUUUUUGCAAAAAUUCUAAUUUUAUUAUGCCAGUGAAUAUAAAUAUUAUUUUAUCAUUUCCAUCCAUGUUUGUAAAUUGCAAUAUUAUUUAGCUGCCCCAUGAAAGUGCCACUUUGGGAUUUUUUUUUUCUUUUCUUUUCUCUCGUUUUUUUUUUUGUGUAAUGCACUGUUACGUUCCGUGUCGUCGUCGUCGAUGUUUGUUCUUUGUUUUUACUUUGGUUUUAAAAGCACAAUCACUAAACUUUAUUUUAAACCAUUCUAUCUAUUAACCUUUUUGUCUUACUGGAGGAAAACAGGUAGGACAAAAGAGUCUAGUUAAUCCUGAUGAUGAUGAUGAUGAUGAUGAUGUAGGUAAAGGUUGCUGUUUACGAAGGCUGUGCUUGAAAGGAGACUCCUUUCGUUUUGAUCGCCUCCCUCUCCACUUCUGACGCGAGCUCAAGUGAGGAAAAAAAAAAAGAAAAGAAAAAAACCCAGACAGUUAAUUAAUGUGAGUCAUAGCUGCAAUGUAAAUAUCUUUUUUCGCAUUGACCAUAAACCCAGCUAUCGCACAUUAAUGGAAAUGGUAAUGUUGUCUUCUUUAAUGCACUUAAAUGAAAAUUCAAAUACAGGAAAUAAAAGAGAGUCACUUUGGGGAAGCUGGAGAGGUUGUUAUUGGACAAGAAAGGGUCUCUUUUCUGGAGAAGCCGGGGGGGGGGGGGUCUCUGCUC
This is a messenger RNA of Solea solea (common sole), 6942 nucleotides long. RefSeq names its product roundabout, axon guidance receptor, homolog 1 (Drosophila) (gene robo1). Gene Ontology annotation, biological process: axon guidance; axon midline choice point recognition; Roundabout signaling pathway. The record is from RefSeq and is a predicted model, not a curated record. The transcript is spliced from 30 exons. Bases 758 to 5713 code for a protein of 1651 amino acids. Gene Ontology annotation, cellular component: neuron projection. Lineage: Eukaryota; Metazoa; Chordata; Actinopteri; Pleuronectiformes; Soleidae. Gene Ontology annotation, molecular function: axon guidance receptor activity; protein binding.